Messenger RNA from Penicillium crustosum, 300 nucleotides. RefSeq lists its product as uncharacterized. Bases 1 to 300 code for a protein of 99 amino acids. NCBI's taxonomy places the organism in Eukaryota, Fungi, Ascomycota, Eurotiomycetes, Eurotiales, Aspergillaceae. The transcript is spliced from 2 exons. The record is from RefSeq and is a predicted model, not a curated record.
AUGACUCUGUCGAACGAAAUCGGUUCUUUCAAGGAGAAGGGGAUGUCGGAAGUUCUGUUGAACGGAGCGACAGCGCGAGUGAACGAGGAAGGAGCGAGAGCGAACGGUUACCGAUUCGAGAGCGCCGAAGGACUUGAGGAAUCUUACUGGGCCAAUAUCGACCAUGCCGCUGUUGAGCUCUUUGAGUGCACCCUUACUAGUGGUGAUGGGUUGGUCUCGCCGGCAGACUACAUUCACCACAUCAACAUCCCCCGGGGAAACCACUUGGCUCACCAAGCAUCUAUCAUCAGCGCAGCAUGA